Sinocyclocheilus grahami is the source of this 1230-nucleotide messenger RNA. RefSeq names its product PRA1 family protein 3-like. Gene Ontology annotation, biological process: negative regulation of transport. The transcript has 3 exons. Bases 315 to 887 code for a protein of 190 amino acids. NCBI's taxonomy places the organism in Eukaryota, Metazoa, Chordata, Actinopteri, Cypriniformes, Cyprinidae. Gene Ontology annotation, cellular component: membrane. The record is from RefSeq and is a predicted model, not a curated record.
UCAAUCAGAUCCUAUAGGGUCACUAUAGGUUAUUGGUUCAAUUGACUCUAGAAUCGAUUCGGUUUCAGUUCCAAUCUUUCAUUUAAAAAAUCCGAUUCAAAAAAAUGAUUAAUCCCAUCGAGUUCCUGGCUAAUUCAAUCAGCAGUCAAACAGCAUGUGAGUAGCAUGAUAAUAAAAAGCAGUAUCUCUUGAGAUUUCUAUAGUUUGUCUAAGUUGCCGCCCAUUUAAAGCCAAAGUGCAUCGCGAGAGUGAGGAAGUGACAGGCUGUUUGCAUAUGAGGCGAGCAGCUGCUGGGAUCCGGUUAGUCUGAUUUAAUGGCUAAAGUGGAGAUCGCCCCUUUGAGAAGCUGGGAUGAUUUCUACCCAGGCUCAGAGCGCUUCGCCAGACCAGACACGCGAGAUCUGGCGAAAUGGAACAACAGAGUGGUCAGCAACCUCCUGUACUAUCAAACAAACUAUCUGGUACUGGCAAUCAUUGUAUUCCUGGUUGUAGGGUUCUUGAACCCUGUGAGCAUGUUCACCGGUGCAGCAGUGGUCGCUUCUGUCUUCAUUGGCUCUGUAUGGGCAGGGGAGAACAAGGCGGUCAUCAAAACAUUCAAGAACGAGAACCCUGCUUUGUUUGUAUUUCUGGUGAUGGUCGUGAGCUAUUUCCUCAUGUCGCUUUUUGGUGGAGUUAUGGUGUUCCUGCUUGGAAUCAAGCUACCUCUUAUCUUGAUCUUUGUACAUGCAUCGCUUCGCCUACGGAACAUGAAAAACAAACUGGAGAAUAAGAUGGAGAGUGCUGGACUCAAGAAAUCACCUAUGGGAAUCAUACUUGAAGCACUGGGUCAACAAGAAGAGAACUUCAAUCAAAUUCAAGACUUUCUGGAGAGUAAACUCAAGGAGUGAACUCUUUCGACCGUGCCUUACUGAGCUUCUCACCAAGACAUGAAGGAACCGCUUUCCGCUGGCACAAUUUGUGAAAUUCACUCCGUUUCUUCCAACAUCUUUCACUCGCAAAACAAAAAGUAUUUUUCUCAGUGUGUUUUUUUUUUCUAUAAUGGAGUGAAUAAUUGUAUUGAAAGUAAGAGUGUUUUAUGUUUGUUUACAUCUCAGGUCAAAUGUAAGAGGAUGCAAUUCAAAACGUCUUCCAAAGAUUUUUUUCUAUAAUCUAUAGGGAAACGUGUCAUAUGUGCAUAUUUCAAGUGUUAGUAUUCUUCUCUCCCAAAAUGCAUUCAUUCAUAUAUUAAGA